UGCGCGCGGCCGACGCCAGCCCCACACAAGAGACAACAAAUUGGUGUCAGAAACGGUGCGCGUCACUCUCGAGGUCGCGGGGAUUCAUCUCAACGGGGAGAGGCGGGAACGGGAGAGGAGAGAGCGAGCGAUGGAUCGAGCGCGAAGGGCCUUCAGUGGCACGGGGCGCCGCUGACCGACCGAGCCAACGCACAGCUGUGCUUCCCUCCACCCCCUCGACCAGCCCGAGGAAAAGUACAUUUUUUUCCUCUGCCCUCUGGCCAAAUCAAAACGGAUAAUCCCAUUGAACAAGAUAAAAUGCGGCGAAGCUGAAAGUUGUGCUGGCAUUUAAAAUACCGGUGGAAGGGGAGUCGGUCAGCGCUGCGAUUGUGUGGUGGAAGAUGAUGCAGAAGCAGCUGCAACGGGAUGAGGUUUACCGUUGGUUCGGCGAGUUAAAUUCCUCACAGAGAGUGGAUUUCAUUUGCGGGUUGCUCGACCUCUGUAUCCCUCUGGAGUUGCGUUUUUUGGGCUCCUGUCUGGAGGACUUGGCCAAGAAGGACUACCAUUCUCUCAGGGAUUCCGAGAUUAAAGCGAACAACGUGGCUGACCUAGCCAGCUUGACCAACAUGACAGAUGAAGUGGUUCGCAGUAAACUCAUCGUCUCCUUGGCCUUACUCUGCUCCGAUAACAGGGAGGCAUCUGGGGUCUUGUACCGCACCCUUACUCACAUCGAUUCCAUCAUUAACAACUAUGGCCUUCAGCUUCACGACAGGACUGGCGACGAAUUCUUGCUCUUGUUUACCAUGGCUUCCAACCAUCCUUCCUUCACCUUCCAUCAGAAGCAGAUCUUGAGGCAGGAGCUGUUGGAAAUCCAGAGGAUUAUUGAUAGCACUUCCAAUAAAGAUGCUGUCCCUGUCGCGGCCACAUCGAUCACUGCAGCCAACUGGGAUAGUACUUCAGCAGUCUGCAAGACAGUACACAGAGCUGAAAGUGGUGUGCACUGUUUACAGAAUGCAUUGCAGAGAUCAGCACAUUCCUGUGACGAAUCCUCCCCAAAACGGUCUUCAGUCAAGCAUUCAAAAUUAAACAUUGAGAGGAUAGAUCUGAAAGGAUUGCAGCAUAAGAAGAAUGAGAAAACUGCUGACUAUUCCUUUGAGGUACUGUGGUCGGAUUCCUCAGUGACUUUUGUAACCAAGUCUAAUCGGGAACUGAAAGAAUUUCUUGCAAAGCUUCCUCAAAUGUUCCAGGAUGAGAAUUUGGAAAGUGUCAUUCCCCAAAUCAAGGACCUUGAUUUUUGCACAGAAGAGAAAACAUUUGCUGAACUGGAGCCAUAUCUCAGAUACCUGAUAUCCUUGCCGCCUCAUAUGAUCAAAAUUGACCACAUACAGAAAUUUUUCAGCACUACCACAGUUAAUCAGACCAGUCAGCAUCUGAGUGCCAAUACCAUACCAGUGAUGUUACACAAAGCUAAUACAAGCAAUGGUGCAGCUGUAAGGCCAAUAUGUGGGGUGGCUAGCAUCCAGUGUUCCCAUACCACACUACAACCAUCAGUUUCUGUUUCUCCUUCUUGCCCACACUCAGUCAGUGGAUGCUCAGCAUCAGUCACUUGUCCUCAACCUGAGAACAUCAAUCCACAAAAUCAAGAACAAAUGGGAAUUCUUGAAUGGCUUAAGAAGUUACGAUUACACAAGUAUUAUCCUGUUUUUAAACAACUCACAAUGAAUAAGUUUCUCAGUCUUACUGAAGAUGAUCUGAACAAAUUUGAAACACUCACGUUAGGAGCAAAGAAAAAAUUGAAGAUGCAGUUAGAACUUGAAAAAGAGAAAUCUGAGAGAAGAAAUAUUAACAGCGUGGGUCAGUCACCAGUUCCUAGUGCUGGAAUUGCAAGGGUGACACCAACAAGUCAUUUUGGUCCUAUUCAUUCCAUUCGUUGCAACCCUGCUGCAGAAAUCCGGGUGGAGGUAGAACAGCGCCGUCGUACAGCAACAAAAGAUAGCGGAUCUUCCUCUGAAUAUUCAAGUUCACCAUCAAGUCCCAUAGCAAUCCAGGGAAGAGAGGAGAGUUCAGAUAGUGCAGAUGAAAAUGACAGAAGUGCAGAGACUGUUUUGGAUAUUCAAAUUAGGGAGAAACCAGCGAUGUUAUCAAGUCAACUGAGCAACCUGAACACUGGGCCAUGGAGGCCCACAGCACAAGUCUCUCCAGUACAAAAUGAAACUGGAUUAGCCCAUCCAAGUCAUGUAUCUUCAGCCAUUUCCACAGUGCAGAUGAUGCCAGUGAUUUCUUCAAACAUUGCCCCCAGCCGAAUGCUGAAUUCAGUACGCAAGUCAGAAAGAAGUAGCUUUGAUAUAAAGCCAAUAACAGGCAUAUCUUCUCCAAUCCACACAAGUCAAACUGUUGACCUUGGAAGCAAACUUCACGAAGGACCUACCAAUAGCAUCAAAGUGGAAAAAAAGUUUGGCUCUCUUGGAGCUAUGGUUAUAGAUGUAAUGCCAACUUCUCCAGUUCAAGCUUCCCAAAGAUCAACAAUUGUGUCAGAAAAUAAUGGGAUUUCAUCCAAUGUGGUCAAUUUUGGAAUUAGGACUAAAGAUGGACCUCCUUCCUCCAUGGAUAAUCCAUCCAAAACAACUCCAUUAUCAGCACUGAGAAUGGACACCUGUCCUUCCACUCCUGCACCAUGUAACUCUGCAUACAACAUUUCUCAGUCGCAGAUGAAACUUCUGGUCUCUUCCCCCAUUCCUACAGAACCAUUGUUGGUGGGACAGACUGCCUAUAAUAGUGUUGUACAAGUGAAAAGCGUCUCACCUGCUGUAAUAAGUUCAAGAACAGUUCCUUAUUCAGCAAACACCAAAGUUGCCUUUUCAACAAUUCAGUGUUCACCUGUAACCUCCAUUUCUGGCACUUUCUGCACGAACACCAAUAAUGCACCUGCCAAUAGCCACACCUCGGUGUCCUUCACAAACGUUGCAAGUAUGCCAAAUUGUCCUAUCUCUAGUUCCAGUCCGACUCUCUCCUCUGUGGCUAAAAACAGUUACAUUAACAGCAAUAAUGGUAAUGGAGGCUCAGGAAUAAAUGUCCCAUUGCAACAGCAACAGCAAACUGGGUGCAACGUGUGUAGUUCAUGUGGCUGCAGCGGAAACUGCGGCUCCAAUCCUUUGACAAUUAACUAUGCUAAUUACUUCCAAAGCCCAUUUUCAGGGCAUUCAGUGCUAACUUUUCCAAUUUUUCCAUUCAAUCCUUUAUGUAACAAUGGUUACAUCAGCACCCAAUAUAAUAAUAAUACUGCUUUCCCCUAUCCCAUUGUUCCAACCCCUGGCUACAAUACUGCAAUAACUCCCGAUUCCAUCAUUAGUGGACCAUCAAACUUUGUCAUGCCUCCCAUGCAGAAUUUCCUGGGUGGUACAACUGCAGUAUAUCAGACACAACACAUACUAGGAAGCACAAAUGGAUCUGGAUAUAAAAAGAAUGGACAUAUUUCAUGCUACAACUGUGGGGCUAAUGGGCAUCGAGCUCAGGACUGCAAACAGCCAGCAAUGGAUUCCAAUCAGCAAGGUACUUUUAGACUGAAGUAUGCACCUCCAUCUGAAAGAAUGGAUUCAGCAGACUAAUAGUCGGAAAUGCACAUUGAUAUGAAUCACAGUGUGCCAUUGAGUAAAAUAAUAGCAGGUACAAGGGAAGAUUCAAAGAUGUUCAAUGGAUAUCUUGUCCUGCAAAAUUAAUUUCCCGCUUUUUUUUAAAUCCAAAGGUGCUUUUUAAAAAUAUCUUAUAUGUGGGUAUAAACUACACUGUGCAUGCACUAGCUGUAAAUAUAAGUAUGAUGGAAUUUUAAAAAGUAAUGACAAAUGGGAAUCAGUGUGUUUAGCAAAUAUUGUGCACUGAUAUUGCACAAGGAAAGUUAACUGUUACAUAACUAUGGCUGUUUCUAGGAACUAAAACCUAACAGAGAAAUCUUCAAGAGCACCAAUUUUUCUUUUGAUAGCCAAUACUGUACAGCUUCAUAGGAAUAUGAAAAAUAAAGCUGUGUUGGCUAUUGGAGAUGGGUUGAGGGAGCAGGGGCGAUGAGUGACGAGAAAAGCAAAGAACUCUGUUUCAAAUUAUUCAUAGUUAUAUUUACAAUGCAAUAAUGAUGGAGCAUGGCAGUCAGCAAAACAUUCUCAUCUGAUCAUCGAGAGAGAAGACAUUUGAAAGAAGAAUGUUGAAAGCACAGAAGAACUCUUCAGUCUCCUGGAAGUUGCCGAACAUAAAUGUGACAGGGUUGGAAACUUGUAUCUGUUUUUGUAAGGUUCUUUAACUUGUAUAUUUUUAAUAGAGAGACCUGUACAUGUAAAAUGAUACAAAAAUAUUUUUUGUAAAAUUAGUUGUUUUGUAGAAUUAUGGUGUCAAGUUCUCCUGAAUCAAUUUGUCAUGUUUACAAGUGUUUGUACCUGUGUGUGUGUGUGUGCGUGCGUGCGUGUGUGCGUGCGAGAGGCAUGCAUGCGUGCAGCAUGUAUGUUAGUCAGUCACAACUGAUGUAGAAGAAUCUUUACAUAUGUUAACAUUAUGAGAAUAUUGAAUUGGUUUUGCAAUUUAUAGUUUUAAUGAACUUACAUAACACACUAAAUCAGCAAAAUCAGUUGACUCUUUUGUAUGAGAAGGUACUUGUCAUUUUGUCAUCAUCUGGUAUACAAGAGUUGGUGUUUUGCUAUCACCCAUACAAAGGAAAUGUUGGUCCAUCCAGAUAAAAGUUCCAAAAAUGUUGCUUCAAUCAGAAAUAAGUCCAAGUACUUUUCCAUCCCAGAUUUGUAAAUACAGAUCUGUAUGAGUUGGAAGCAGAAGAUGUUAUUUACAGUGGCUCAUUCUCUUGUCUCUACGCAAAUGAGAAGCUCUCCACAGAAUUAAACAUACACUGCAGUACUGCAUGUGAUUAAAUACAUUUUGAAAAAACAGCAUGUUAAGAUGUUUGAUGCAACAAAUAGUAUUUAUGCUUUAUAGGGAGAACUUGGAGUUUUAACAUUUGAAGCUAUAUUUGUUCCUAUGUAUUAUUAUAUUGCUCAACCCAUAAGAAGUCAAUAUAGGAAUAAAGUUAGAAUUAUUGAUUUGCACCGUUAUUACUUUCCUUAAAUAACUUGAAAUCAAGAGUUAGUUUCUAACUAAAUAUGAUUACAGUAUUAUGGGUUUGCAUUCUACAAUAUAAUGUUUGUGAUCGAAUAGUUCUGGGUAAGUUUAUUGGUGCACCCAUCACUUUUUACUAGAGAUAGCAAGAGCAUUAUUUGAAAGCUAAUGCACUGGAAGUGACUUUUAAGUAAAAACCCUGCUCAUUAUCAACAGUCCUAAUUAUUGGUUAAUACAAUUUUAUUUUGGUCAUGUCUGUGAUUCCAAGGCUUAGUAAAUCAUUUUCAAGUGUGAACCUUCAUAUUAAAUGAUUCCAGUAUAACACUUCUGAAGUCAGAACAUAAUUUCAAAGGAUAAUUAUAGUUCUAACAAUAUGUAACUUGAUAUUUCCAAAUUCCCUUGAAUUUAUUACCAUCUGUAACAAUCCUCCCAUCAAGUUUUUUAAAGACCAAAGUUGUAUAUCUCUCAAACGCUUUGGAUAUUCCAUAUUAAAAAUCAAAUGAUUUGAUUCGACCAACAACUCUUUGAACCCUGAUAUUUGGAAACAUUUUAUUGACUGAAGAUCCUUUCUACCACCAAUCUUUUUAUUGAAAUAGCACACUGGAAAAUGUAUGAUUGUACAUCAUAAUGUUAUACUUCAGCGAUGCUAGGUACAGCUUCCCAUUUAUAAUGUUUAACAUUUAGAACAUUUCCACUGUAUAUCAGUAUUAGGCCAUCUGUGAUAACCAGAUAUUAUAGCAUAGUAGUAAUGAAUGAUCAAGACACCCAUAUCAAUGGGAAACAAAUUGUAAUUUGUAGGACCAUUGUAAAAAUAUGUGAAUAUCAUCCACCUAUAAAAUUGAAAUAAGAGCCUAAAAAAGUUUUGCACUGGCCUUAAACAAUGGACAAUAUAGGUUGAUGUGAAUCUGAUACAAUUCUCAUAAAGUAAUGAUAGACAUUGAUGAACAAAGUUUGUAACCACCAUUUACACAAUUAAGAAUGGAUGAUAUUAAAUACAGGUAUCUGCAGACAUUAUGAAAUAUUUGGUCUAAUCAUGUGAGUUUAUGUAAACUUUUAUGAAGUAAGAAAGUUUAAUUCUUUCCUCACUGAAUUAUUUUUGUCAUUUGGGAAUAUCCAGUGAGAAUAAUGUUUAUUCAUUUCUGAAGGGUUGAGCAACACAAUUAGAAAUGUUAUUGGUAUCAGAGAAAUCAGCAUCAACGGAAAAAAGGAUGUUGCUUCAGGAUUAAGCCCAGAUGAGAAAUUAAUUUGUGUUAUCUCUCAAUGUUUUUACACAUAAUGAACAAAGAUCUAUUAGCAUAGUUCCAAUCUACAGGAAAAUUCAUCAACAGGGCAGAGUUGUAAAUUACAUUGGAAAUUAUUCUCCAGAGCCGGAGAUAGAUUUUUUAAAUCUAUUUUCGAUGUGAUGGCAUUAUAGGUCAUUUGUUGGGUUCAUUUGUCACACCAUGAAAUACCACCAUUAUGAACAAGCACAAGUUGCAAGCUAGUCAUAUUUCUGCUUUUCAUAUCACAAAACACAAUAGAAUCAAGAGCACUGAACAGACGUCCUUUGAUUAUUAAUUGAAAGUGAGAGUGAUAUUUCCUCCUGGUCAUUGCUGUCCAUAUAUGCCUCCUUUCUUGUCUCUGUUUCUCUCUGUCCCCUCUCGAGCUGAGAAAAAGAUAACUUUUCAUACUCCCAUUGGCCUCAUAAUUAAAAGCCAUAAUGAUCAUAGGAAACUUAGUUUCAUUCCCAGUCUCUGCUGAAUGAACAAUUUAAGUCAUUGAUGUCAAGAUGUUUUUAGGAAUGGAUGGGAAAUGUGAUAUGCCAGGUUCAGUCUUCACCUCUGAUUUCUAUUUUAUGGUUCCUGCUGGUAGGAGUUUGGAUGCAUAAUGAGAAUGGUAUUAUAUCUUAUAUCUGGUAUAUCUAAUACCAUAAUGGUAUUCUAUCUGUAUAGCUCCCAUCUGCUUACCUGUGAGAAUUCAUCAUUUGACUAAAAGCUCUAACUCUAUUCCUACAAGACUUGCACUCUGAAAUUUGUCCUCAAAUUAAAGACAAUGAUGCAGAAUUUCAGAAAAUAGUUCAAUAUGUAGAUGCUACAUGUGCGAGUUUAAUGUUACGAAAAGAGGAUGUCUUUUUCCCCUCGGUGCAUCUGGAGAGAUGAGAGAAAACAGGAGAUGUUUAGGGAAAAUGUAUCACUUACGUACAAGUAGAUUCUCAAGAUCGAAUUGCAAAUUCUUCAAAAAAGGAAAGGAUCCUGAAAAAUGAAUGUAUUUUUUGUCUUUUGCAAUCUUUGACAAUCUCCUUGUCAUGUCUGAUCACUUCCAGCCUUUCGCUGCUGAUUAGGUCCCCAUCCUUAUCCGAGUUGUGUUUUAUUUCUUUGUCGUACUUUCUUUGGUUCAAUAUCUUUUUUUGAAGAAUUGUUCUUUUAUUUCAUGAAAUUUAGGUAGCGAUUUGGAGAAUUAUGGAUACCUGAUAAUGAUUGUGAAGGCAUCACUCUCACUCGAGGUUUUAAAUGGUGAUUGUCACUUGAAACUUUAGAUGAAGUCAGUAUAUUCAAAUAUUUCUGACAAUCUGCAGCCUUUACAAUGUAUACUGUGGAGUUGCAAAUACCUUUUUUUCCUUUUUGAUUUACUUUUGCCAGUUGGUGUCCAUUGUGCCAUACAUUUAAUGUGUGAUCAUAUGAGUAUUAAAGUUUGUGACAUCUUCUAAGUUUAUCAUGUGAUAAUUUACGUUUGAUUACCAAACUAAUAACAUAAUGCAUUGAGAACUUAAUAACUUGUUCUGGCGAUCUUAUCUUCUCCAUCAUUAAACACGUGUAUUGCAUUCUAUAUAAAAAUGAUCAGAAUUGUUAAACUGAAAUGCUCCAAUUUUCUGUUUACCACAGUUUCCUUGUUUAUUUUGAAGGUUUAGCAUUGACAUAAAAUUCAUAAUAGAAACAGUGUUCACUGCAGAAGUAAUUUUUUCAGUCGAUGCCGAUUUACAAUAUCUGCCUCUUUUUAAUUACUUGAAUCUUCAAUACUAUACACAAUCACUUUGAGUUGUUCACUUUAUGUAUGCCUGUAUCUUAAUAUCUCUCUUGUAAUUCCAUAGAAACAGUAGAUAGGUUAUGUUACAGACGAGGUUCAUAAUUAGAAUUACAGUAGACUCAGUGGGGUAGAACUUCAGCUUGACACCUGGGUGUAAAGAUCAAUUUGGCACAAAAACAGCCCCAUUUCAUUUGCAACUGAAUUGCUGUUUCACAUAUGGGCAACAAUCAAAUUCUACUAGAUAAUGUCUUUACCUUCAGUAGAUUUCAGAAACUGUAGCAAAUCCAGAAAAUGUUGCAUUGUGCAUUUAUGACAUAGCAAACAAGAAAACACAACAUGAUAGACUUUAUAUUUUAAAAUAUACAAUAUACAUUCAUGUAUUUUAUGAUCACUAAACUGCAAUGACAUCCUGGGCUAAUAUUUCUUGCAUUCUGUGCAGAUGAUUGGUUCAAACUUAACCUAGCAAAAAGGGCUGAAGAAGGGUCUCGACCCGAACCGUCACUUAUUCCUUUGUUCCAUAGAUGCUGCCUCAUCCGCUGAGUUUCUCCAGCAUUUUUGUCUUUAGCAAAAAAUAUAAUUAGUUUACGUUUUAAUUCUACAGGAGCUACUCCACUUUUGAUGUCUGCAAUAUGCACAAACUGCUUGUUUUGUUCAAUGCCUUGCAGAGAUACAGCCAUUUUCUUACAACUAAGGAGCAAAUGUGUUGAGGCAUAGUGUGGGAUAUUGCACUGCUCUCAUAACUUUAGUUUAUCUAAAAUCUCAAGAAUGGAUUUGGAACCUAAUCUUUGAAGUUCGCAUCCUACUAAACCAGGCAAAAUAUGUUUCCAUUCUUCAAAAAAAUAGCAUCCUAAGCGAAAUUGUGAAAUGCCAAUGAAAGUUGGAAUGAGAAUGUCCAAAGGUAAUUUUGUUUGACACAUUUAUUGGUAUUUUUCCAGGCCAACUUCAAACUCAUUGCCCAGGAGUAAAAUGUCAAUAUGGUAAUUCACUGCAUUAUCUACUUCUUCACAACUUUCCUAUUUACACUAGAAACAGGUUGACCAUCAGAUCAAGUUGAGUUUAUUAUCACUUGCACAACGCACAGGUACAAUGAAAAUCUUGGUUGCAGCAAAAUCGCAGGCAUCGACACACAAAUUGUAAAUUAUAUAAAUACUGUAAGACAGUAAAAAGAAAAAAGACAAAAAAACCAAGACAUUAGUGCAAAGCAAUCCCAUAGCAGCAAGAGGUGGUCUAUAGUGUUCCGUGGUCAAGGUGGGAUUACCAUUUGUGGGUUGUUUCAAGAACCUGAACCUUGUGGUGUGCGACCUCAGGCAUCCAGCAAGUAGCUGCAAGAAUCUUUGCCAUUCGCAAACUAUUUGCAAACCAGGUGUGGUCUCACUAGGGUCC
Messenger RNA from Leucoraja erinaceus (little skate), 9453 nucleotides. RefSeq names its product zinc finger, CCHC domain containing 14 (gene zcchc14). NCBI's taxonomy places the organism in Eukaryota, Metazoa, Chordata, Chondrichthyes, Rajiformes, Rajidae. The record is from RefSeq and is a predicted model, not a curated record. Gene Ontology annotation, molecular function: nucleic acid binding; zinc ion binding; phosphatidylinositol binding. The transcript is spliced from 13 exons. Bases 381 to 3584 code for a protein of 1067 amino acids.